UACCUAGAUACCUAUAGGUAUUUAAUACCUAAGUUCAAUAAAUAUUUAUGUAAAAAUAAGAUAUUUGUUGAAUGUUAUAUUUUUUUUUAAACAAAUAAAACCUAGCUCAUUAGCAUCAAGAAAUGAUUAACUUAUCUACGUGAGUGAAACGAAAACAGCAUAACCUCAAAAUCAAAACACAACAAGGAUGGCUACAAAAUUUGAUGCGGCGGCUUAUACAUUUCGUAAGAAAUUUCCAUAUGUAAGCAAAGACUUGCUUCGAUGGUUUCCGGGGCACAUGAACAAAGGUCUGAAGCAAAUACAACGAACUUUGAAAUCAGUCGACUGUGUGAUAGAAGUUCACGAUGCCAGAAUACCGUUUUCUGGACGGAAUCCAAUCUUUACGAGUACAGUAACAGGUGCAAAGCCUCAUAUAUUAGUUCUGAAUAAGAGAGACUUAAGUAUUCAUUCGCUUAUACCGAAAGUUAAGGACCAGCUAGUGGCAGAAGAAGGUGUCAGAAAUAUAGUAUUUACAAAUUGUAAAGAUCAGUUUUGCAGAGGUCUCAAGUCAUUAAUACCCUUAAUGAUAGAUCUGAUAAAGAAUUCAAACAGAUACAAUCGCUCAGAAGAGUCAGAUUACAAUGUGAUGAUCAUCGGUGUUCCCAAUGUUGGUAAAUCGUCACUAAUUAACAUGCUCCGCAGUAGGAACACACACCAGAAACAUGUUCUCCCUGUGGGUGCUGUAGCGGGAGUCACAAGGAGCCUGCAUACCAAGAUGAGGAUUAAUAGCAACCCAACGAUCUUUAUGUUUGAUACACCUGGUAUUCUAGAACCUUCGGUAACCAACAUAGAGAUGGGUCUAAAGCUUGCUCUCUGCGCGUCACUGCAGGACCACUUGGUGGGCGAGGAGAUGAUAGCCGAUUAUUUGCUGUUCUGGCUCAACAGCCAUGGGAAGUUCAAAUAUGUGGACUACAUGGGGCUGGAGGAACCGUGCGAUGAUAUUAAUAAAGUACUAAUAUCGGGCAGUGCGAAAUUUAACCGGAUAAGGGUUGUCCGGGACUUCGACGGUAGCACCCGGAUGGUCCCGGAUAUCAUAGAAGCGGCCCGGUUAAUGAUCAAAGCGUUUCGGACCGGGGAAUUGGGGAAAACCCUCUUGGAUAUAGAUUUGUUAAGAGAUAAAAAUGUGGAUAGAGAAAAUGUAUUGUAAAUUUAGUUAGAUUAGUGUAAUAGAUAGGGAGGCGAAGAGGGGAAUUUUCUGUAAUACUCGAGCGUGG
Colias croceus (clouded yellow) is the source of this 1253-nucleotide messenger RNA. Its product is annotated as mitochondrial GTPase 1. The record is from RefSeq and is a predicted model, not a curated record. Gene Ontology annotation, molecular function: GTP binding; GTPase activity. The transcript has 5 exons. Bases 188 to 1186 code for a protein of 332 amino acids. NCBI's taxonomy places the organism in Eukaryota, Metazoa, Arthropoda, Insecta, Lepidoptera, Pieridae. Gene Ontology annotation, cellular component: mitochondrion.